Molecule: messenger RNA, 1920 nt
Organism: Salvia splendens (bonfire salvia)
Lineage: Eukaryota; Viridiplantae; Streptophyta; Magnoliopsida; Lamiales; Lamiaceae
Gene: DPL1
Product: dihydrosphingosine phosphate lyase
Exons: 15
Coding region: 104-1729 (541 amino acids)
Biological process (GO): sphingolipid catabolic process; carboxylic acid metabolic process
Cellular component (GO): endoplasmic reticulum
Molecular function (GO): pyridoxal phosphate binding; sphinganine-1-phosphate aldolase activity
Source: RefSeq, a predicted model, not a curated record
CUAAUACUACUAUAUAAUAAAACGGAUUUCUAACUCCAUACGCAUCAGAUUGAAUCAUAUCCAGAUUCAAACCCUCUCAACAAACCUAACAUCCAACACAACCAUGGAUUUUCAUCACGUAUCCUCUUCUCUUCAUCAAUUCAGAGCUUCCGCUAAUUCCUACUUGCUUCAAUUCGAGCCUCUCGCCCUGCUUCUCAUACCUCUCUCGACGCUUUUCUUCGCCAGAUUACUUCGAUCCAUGCUUGCUGUGGUUUCCGAGAAAGGUCUCAAAUCUUCGGCCGUCGAGCUGGUCAUGGCCUCUGUCAAAUUGGUGCCUGGUGUGCAGAGGUACAUCGAUGCUGAAAAGCAAAAGGUUGUGGAUAAGUUGCAAGGUUCUGGUAAAUCGAAGAGAGACGGUUGGAGGACUGAGUUGCCUAUGGCAGGCUUAGGAGGUGAGGUUAUUGAUAAAAUGAAAGAUGAGAAGCUAAAAGAUGUGGCAUGGCAGGGCAAAUGUUCUGGUACAGUAUACAUUGCAGGAAGCGAACAGGAAGGGCAUUUUUCGUUGAUCAAUGAGGCAUGCUCCAUGUUUGCGCAUACCAAUCCUUUGCAUCUAGAUGUAUUCCAGAGUGUAGUGAAGUUUGAAUCUGAAGUCGUGGCAAUGACAGCAGCCCUGCUUGGGAGUAAGGAAAAGGCUUCUGGUGGGCAAAUAUGUGGAAAUAUGACAUCAGGAGGGACAGAAAGUAUAUUAAUGGCAGUGAAAUCUUCACGGGAUUAUAUGAAAACUAAGAAGGGAAUAACUAACCCAGAAAUGAUUAUACCAGUUUCAGCUCAUUCAGCAUAUGACAAGGCUGCACAAUAUUUUAAGAUCAAAUUGUGGCGUGUUCCUGUGGACCAAGAUUUUAAAGCUGAUGUUAAAGCCAUCAAACGACAUAUUAACCGGAACACAAUAAUGAUUGUUGGAUCAGCACCUGGCUUCCCUCAUGGAAUUAUUGACCCAAUUGAGGAGCUUGGUGAAUUAGCUUAUACCCACGGGAUCUGUUUGCAUGUUGACCUUUGCCUCGGUGGGUUUGUGUUGCCUUUUGCUCGUAAGCUUGGGUAUCCUUUGCCCCCAUUUGAUUUCUCUGUCAGAGGAGUAACAUCCAUAUCUGUGGAUGUUCACAAGUAUGGGCUGGCUCCUAAAGGAACGAGUGUGGUUCUAUACAGGGACCAUGACAUACGGAAGAAUCAAUUUGUUGCUGUCACUGAGUGGACUGGUGGGCUCUAUGUAUCUCCGACAAUUGCUGGAAGCAGGCCUGGAGCUCUGAUAGCCGGAGCUUGGGCAGCAAUGAUGUCCCUUGGGUUAGAAGGUUAUCUAGAAAACACAAGGAAGAUCAUGGAAGCGUCAAAGAGACUAGAGGAGGGGGUGCGCCAAAUUCCAGAACUGUUUGUCGUUGGAAGGCCCGAUAUGACACUUGUGGCUUUCGGGUCCAACAGCAUGGACAUAUUUGAAGUGAACGACAUCAUGUCAUCGAAAGGAUGGCACUUGAAUGCACUACAGAGGCCUAAUAGCAUCCAUAUCUGUGUGACUCUUCAACAUGUGAAUGUAAUUAACGACUUCAUCAAGGAUCUGGCAGACUCUGUUCAAACUGUGAAGGCGAAUCCCGGGCCUAUGAAAGGAGGGCUUGCUCCGAUAUACGGUGCUGCUGGAAAAAUGCCGGAUAGAGGAAUGGUUCAAGAUUUGUUGGUCGACUUCAUGGAUAACUCCUGCUAGCUCAAUCUGUAUCCCUAUUUGUUCAAUAAAUUCUUGCUAAUCUUAUUCUACGUUCAUUUACCAUGUCCCUUUUUCAUGUGUAUAUUAUUCCAUUAAUGUAAAAAAUUCUGCAUGACAUAUUUACAACAUUAUUAUUACCCUCUCAAGAGAGAGACAGGUAUCUGAGUGAGAAGAUUCACAAUUAUUUGUUA